AUGGUCUACUUUGCUUACAACCACAUAGCUUUCGUCACUCUGUUGGCAUUUGCAACCGUAAAUGCAGGUGAAUCGAUGAAUGUAAAUGAAAUUCGAAGGAAGUUACACGAAAGUGAAUAUAUAAUACCGAAUGUCAUUUUAUCGAUGAAAGGUGCAGAAAAAGAACUACAUAAACUUAAGGACAAGAUUCUCAGUCAAUAUGCAGGCUUACAAGGAGAAAUAGAAAAGCAUAUAAACUGCCUGGAAACUGCAUACAAAUAA
Messenger RNA from Trichobilharzia szidati, 261 nucleotides. NCBI's taxonomy places the organism in Eukaryota, Metazoa, Platyhelminthes, Trematoda, Strigeidida, Schistosomatidae. The record is from the annotation of a GenBank genome assembly.